Molecule: messenger RNA, 333 nt
Organism: Ogataea philodendri
Lineage: Eukaryota; Fungi; Ascomycota; Pichiomycetes; Pichiales; Pichiaceae
Exons: 1
Coding region: 1-333 (110 amino acids)
Biological process (GO): mitochondrial electron transport, cytochrome c to oxygen; mitochondrial electron transport, ubiquinol to cytochrome c
Cellular component (GO): mitochondrial intermembrane space
Molecular function (GO): electron transfer activity; heme binding
Source: RefSeq, a predicted model, not a curated record
AUGCCAGCUCCAUACGAAAAAGGUUCCGCUAAGAAGGGUGCUACUCUGUUCAAAACUAGAUGUUUGCAAUGCCACACUGUUGAGGAGGGUGGUCCUCACAAGGUUGGUCCUAACCUUCACGGAGUGUUUGGAAGACACUCUGGUCAAGCUGAGGGUUACUCUUACACCGACGCCAACAAGAGAAAGGGUGUCUUGUGGGACGAGCAAACCAUGUCCGACUACUUGGAGAACCCAAAGAAAUACAUCCCAGGUACCAAGAUGGCCUUUGGUGGUUUGAAGAAGCCAAAGGACAGAAACGACCUGGUUACCUACUUGGCUCAAGCUUGUAAAUAA